Molecule: messenger RNA, 1175 nt
Organism: Branchiostoma belcheri (Belcher's lancelet)
Lineage: Eukaryota; Metazoa; Chordata; Leptocardii; Amphioxiformes; Branchiostomatidae
Product: myosin phosphatase Rho-interacting protein-like
Exons: 5
Coding region: 663-1160 (165 amino acids)
Biological process (GO): actin filament organization
Cellular component (GO): actin cytoskeleton
Molecular function (GO): actin filament binding
Source: RefSeq, a predicted model, not a curated record
UCCCCAGCGUUGAUCAGCUCUCGGCUGUCCUGUGCGACUGCGAGCCGCUAUGCCGCCAGCUUAACCCGCGACACUCGCCAACGGCUGGCGUCUACACACUCUCACACCGACAACGACUUGUUUCCCGCGAACUUUCCGAGCUAUUCCCGGCAGAUCCACGCCGAUAGGACGGGCUGCGAGGCGCUAGGAGUAACGAGGGACGGUGGCGGGCGGAGCUUUUGUGCGGACCCGACCCGCUAGCUCCCUGGUCACGGUGUCCCACCCCCGAGCCUAGCCGGGCUCCAAGCUCAAACUUUCUGCCUCUUUCUCCGCCCCAACCGACUGGAUCUGUACCGGGACUCGACAUUUCCACGUAUUUCUGCUUCGUCGCGACUUCUCGGUGGGGAAAAGGGCCUGGAGUCGUGGAAAUAUCCGGAUUUGGUGAGCAGUUGUCGUGGGGCGCGACCCCCCUCCCCACCCGCCAGCUCGCAGAAAACACGCCGAAUCAGGUCAAAACUUUGCUCGCUGCUCUUCCGAUAUUUCUCCACCAUUCUUCACGAUGUAACGGCGUUCUAGGGACCAAAGACGCAUCUCAUAUGCUUUCUCCGGGAUUUUAAGAGAUUUAUUUAUCCCAUCCACAAAGAUUUGGAAUACGAAAAGUAGCCAGCCCACCCAGUGCCAAGAUGUCGCGCAAGGGAGAGCCAUGCAACAAAUUCGCCGCCAACAUUUUCAACAAGGCGAAGUGUCAAAACUGCUUCCGUCCUCGGGAAGAACAUCUUCUCAACGACUCCGACAUGUCCCAGCAGGAGGAACCUAAGCCCCCUGAGGAGCCACCAGAGAAGCCUGGUGCCAAAGUGACAGCGUGUGGAUGGAUGUACCGUGCUCCAGACCUCAUCGACUUCACCAACCCAGCACAGAGAUCACGGAAAUGGCAGAGACGCUGGUUUGUCCUGUUUGAGCAUGGCGGGCUGGUCUUCUCACUGGAUGAAAACCCGAGCACGAUCCCACAGGGCACCAUCAACAUGAACCAGUGCACGGAGGUGUACGACGGCCAGGGGAGGACUGGGAAGGAGAACUGCCUCGCCAUUGUGACCCCCGACAGCGUCGACUAUGUCUCCACAGACAACAAGUUUGACAUUGACAGGUGCGGGCUCUUCUUUUGUCUUCUUUGUUUUGCAUAAGAGAUGAGCUGCCUC